Messenger RNA from Rhizophagus irregularis DAOM 181602=DAOM 197198, 1568 nucleotides. Lineage: Eukaryota; Fungi; Glomeromycota; Glomeromycetes; Glomerales; Glomeraceae. The record is from RefSeq and is a predicted model, not a curated record.
UUUUUUUUUUUCUCAAUUUCUAUUUUCGAAUUUAUAGUAAAUAAAUCAACACUGUUUAAAUAGUGUUUAUGAAUCCUAUAAUAUGGAAAAAGAAAUAAUUUUAGAAACUGCAGCAAGUUAUCAAGAUAGAGACGGUAUACUGAUUCUAACUCCAAAGAGACUACAGUGGAGUGUUCAAGGAGAAAAGUCACCGACGAUCGAUAUUGCAACAUUAGAAAUAAAAAAUUUGUUCGUUGGAAAGCCAAAUGUAGCCGACGCAAAAUUUAAAAUUAAAUGUACUGACUAUAAUAAUCAAGAAAUAACACAUACGAUUGUCUUAAAAUCCCCGUCAGCAUGGCAAGAUCUUGAAAUAAUAAAAGCCAAAGUUAGAAAUAAAGGGCCAGGGCGAUCCGCUGCACCGUCUCCCGCCCCACAGCAGUCUGCUGGAACUUCACCAGUACAUUAUAAAUCUGCAGCUCCCUCGCCAGCAUCUGGCGGUUCUUCACCUGCUGUAUGGAAUAAUAAUAAUAAGAAUGGUACCCCAACAAAUGGUAGAAAUAGUACGACACCGUUGAGAAAAGUUACUCCGAGGGAAAUCAAUUUACGUAUGAACUUGCUAUUGAGAGACAAGAAGCUAGCAGAUCAACACAGAAUGCUUGUCGUUGAGCAGAAAUGUAUUACGGAAGAGGAAUUCUGGGAAUUGAGAAAAAAUCUAUUACGUGAUCAAGAUACGCGAACGAGCCAGCAGAAGGGUCGUUCUUCGACUAUGCCUAACCUACGCCCUGUUACCGAAGAAGGUGGGGAGGCCAAGAUAAAUAUCACUCCGCAAUUGAUCAAUGAGAUAUUUGAAGAAUAUCCAAGGGUUAAAAUUGCUUAUGAAAAAAAUGUUCCUACUAAGAUAAGUGAAGAGGUCUUUUGGAAACGUUAUGUUCAUUCUAAGUUUAACGAUCGAAACAGAGGUACAUCAAAUGUAAACAAUGACGAUAUAUUUGAGAAGUGUUGGGCUGAAACGGAAGAUGAUUUAAAUCAAGAAAGGGAACAUGGGCGAAAGAGAUUAAAAAUAAGUAAUCUUAGAGACUUGAGUGCAACAAAAGAAGACCACAUGGAGAUUGACUUUGCUCCAGAUGUCACUAUGAGAGCGGGUCAGGGAAAAAUUCUUUCUUUAUUGCGGAGAAAUAAUCGACAUGGUGAACGAAUAUUAGAGACUUCUUGUGAAAAAUCUCGUAAUUAUAAAGAAGCGAUGGCUCAGCAACAAAAGGAGAUUUAUAAAGAUGAUAUUGUAAUGGACGAAUUAAUUGAAGAGGAAUCACCCAAUACGUACAAGUUAGAUAUUACAGAUCAGCGUGAAUAUUUUGCUAGUCAAGCAACUGAAAUUGACAAUGACGUUGAAAUGGUUGAUGCUGAUCAGAGUUCUAUUAAGCAUCAAAAUUCUAUUGAAAUAUUAAAUAAAUUCCGAGAUAAUUUUAGAAAUUGGAAACCUAACUUGACUACGAAGGUAUAUACUUUUUAACCUUAAAUAUGUUAUCCUUUUCGUUAACUAAUACAUUAUGCACAUGUUUUUUUUGGUAAGUCGCUGUUUCCAAGAAAAG